Molecule: messenger RNA, 2451 nt
Organism: Saccharomycodes ludwigii
Lineage: Eukaryota; Fungi; Ascomycota; Saccharomycetes; Saccharomycodales; Saccharomycodaceae
Gene: SPT21
Product: Spt21p
Exons: 1
Coding region: 1-2451 (816 amino acids)
Biological process (GO): regulation of transcription by RNA polymerase II; silent mating-type cassette heterochromatin formation; rDNA heterochromatin formation
Source: RefSeq, a predicted model, not a curated record
AUGCAUAAUAACGAGGCUAAUGAAAACCAAACCCCUAUGAUUUUAAAGGUUCUGUAUACUGUAGACAAUGAGUUAACUCCAUUUUUAUCUCGUAGUAAAGCACCAGUCCAAGUUGCGGUCACUGCAUUUCCUUCAACAAAUAUAUUAAAGGGCAAACCUGAUAAUACUAAUGAUAAUAGUAUUACACAAAUACAAAUUGGAAUAAUCGAUUUACAAAGUGUUUUAAACCAAGUAUAUUCCAAUUCGCCUGAGUUAUUUGAAAUAAGUACCAACACUACAUUAAAUAAUAAUAUGCCUCUAGAUUUUAAUAUUUAUUACAAGGAUAUAAUAGAGGAUGGCGAACCAUUUGUUAGUUUAGGUUUAUUAUCUAACAUUUUUGAUCCAAUAAAUAGUUUUGACAAUAAAAAUAAAAACCAAAUGAUUAUUGGUCGUGUUUGUACCAAUUUUGCUGCUUUAUUCAGGAAAAAUGGGUUUUUACAAACAAAUGAUAUUUUGGAGAUAAAACUACGAUUUUCCAAAGUUAAAAAAAGUAGUGCUAUAAAUUCAGUUGUUAAUAGUAGGAGGCCUAGUGUUUCUAAAUCACAAACAAUGAUAGCUGGUAGUAGAUCGUUCAAUAGUAAUCCUACUGGUAAAAAAGUGAAGAGAAUCACUAAUCCUAAACCAGCACCAAAAGCUUGUAAAACACAAUCAUUACCUAUUUGGAACACGCAAUUGGCUCAGCAAAUGCAGACAACAAAAAAAACCUUUAAACCAUCUAUUAUCAACAAGAUUUUAAAGGCCGAUCAAAAAAACAGCAUCAAUAAUAUUACUAUAUCCAAUAAUAAUAAUAAUAAUAAUAAUAAUAAUAAUAAUAGUCCAACGAAUACUACUACUGAACAUUUUUUCUCAAUUCAAGAUAGGAAUACUGUUACCAAUACGAAUAACAAUAAUGAUGUCGUUAUAGCAAAUGAUGUCAGUAAAAGAUUUGAUUUCCUAGACAAUCUUCCCACCAGUAAAAGAUUAAAAAAAAUUCCCAAUAAAAAAACUAGUGCGUCCUCCACUACUGCCCACAAUAAUAUCAAUUCUGUAAAAAAACUAAUGAAUUCCACAGAAAACAAUGACAGGAAGCAAUCAAUGCUAGCACAGAAUGGCAACAAGAAUAAUAAACUUGCAUCAAAUAAGGCACGUACCCCAGAAUUGGUGGAUAAAAUGACAACAAAGUACUACAACAACAAUAAUCAUCAUUUUACAGGUAAAUCAGGCGUUCAAGAUAUCGGACCAUUAUCUAUUGAACAAGAUUUCUCAGUUGAUGAUGAAGUAUUAGAAGAUGAUUAUGAAGACAUUCCAACAAAUGUCAUAGAAAAUUCAGAAAGUAGAUUAGACAUUCUAAAUAAUUCCACGUUUAAAACUAAUAGCAUAUAUGGUAAGAAUAGUUUUAACAAUACUCAUCGAAAUAGCAAUAAAGAAAAUUUGCCACCCCCUUUAAACGAAAGAGAAAUUUCACCCUAUACACAAUACACUGAUAUAAAAAAUUUGGAUUUAUUGUUUGGUAAAAAUAUGACGUAUAUUGAAGAACUGGUUUACACUAAAUAUAAUAAUAAUGUCGAUAAUAAAGCAUUUGGUAUUAUAAAUAAUUCGAAAACCAAUAAUAAUGCAAACCCUUCCAUGGACGAUUUUAAUCACAAUGAUGAAUGGCUUUUGAAAAAUUUGCUAAAUGAUACAGAUUUUAAUAAUUCACCGAAAAAAAAAAUGUUAUCAGCAGAUUUUAUUGCUACUAAUAAAAUUAAGAAUGCCAAUUCCCCCCACUCAACGACUGUUAAUAAUAUAGGGAAUAAUAUGGUCGAGACUACAGACAGCAAUAGCUAUUAUUGUAAUAAAGGUGGUAACACUAGAUCGUCACCAGAUUUACCUUCAUUGUCUGCUAUGAUAGGUCUUGUUAAAAAUAAUCCAGUUGGAAAUAACUCUGAUGAUGAUGAAGAAAGUGCAUCAAAAUGUGGGUUUAAUAUUAAGUGUAAAGACAAACAAAGGAUAUACAAUGAAGAUGAGGAUGAUGAAGUGGAAGAAUUUGGUGAAGAUAGUUCUAUAACCUUAAAAAAACGUAGGAUUAUGCCUUCUUCUCCACCAAAUGAUAAUAAUUCCGGACAAGACGCCAAUGAUCCUGGUUUAAGGAUUAACGCUAAGAGAUCAAGUUUUGGAUCUUCUUCUUCGGUUAAUAUUACUUCUAAUUCUUUGGUUGAAGAUGAAAACGAUGAUUUGAAGAGCGAUGCUAUUAAAACAUUUCACACUAUAAUGAGUGGUGGUGUUGGUGCUUGUAUAAAUACAGAUAAUACUAGCAAUAGUUCACCAUUGACAACCCUUACAAACGCUAGUUAUAAUACUAAGCCAAAUAAUAAUGAAAAAGUUUCCUUUCCAAGUACAAUGACUACACCUAUAAUAGAGAUGGAUAUGUUUGAACAGCCUAGGUCAAACUAA